UAUAUGCAAAGAUUAUUUUCCCUUCGACUUCUCAUUCCAACCCCAAAACAUCAAAACAAUCAUUUCAAUUUACAAUGGACGCUAGCCAAGGAACAGGCAUCUCGGCGUUGCCCGAAGGUUGCAUAUCAAACGUCCUGUCGUUUACAAGUCCUUACGAUGCCUGUACUUUGUCCGUCGUCUCUUCUUUGUUCAAUAAUGCCGCUGAAUCCGACACCGUUUGGGAGAGAUUCCUGCCAACGGAUUUUCAGUCAAUUAUCUCCCGCUCCCUUGAUCAUCAAUCUCUAUCGGCUUCUUCCUCUUCCAAGAAACAACUCUAUUUCAGACUCUGCCAAAACCCAAUCCUCAUCGACGAUGGCAAAAAGAGUUUUACGUUGGACAAAUGGACUGGGAAGAAAUGUUACAUGCUUUCUGCAAGGGACCUCACCAUUGUCUGGGGCGAUACUCCUACUUAUUGGAGAUGGGUAUCCGACCCGGAUUCCAGAUUUAAAGAAGUGGCUGAGCUUAUCAGUGUAUGUUGGCUUGAAAUCUGUGGCAAAAUUAAUACCCAAAUGUUGUCGCCAGCCGCAAUGUAUACAGCUUACUUGGUGUUCAAAUUAACAAAAGAAGCUUAUGGCUUACAAUCCCAUCCUGCAAAGGUCAGUGUGGGACUUGCCGGAAGUGAGAGCUUUACGCGUAGUGUAUUUUUGGACGUAAAAAGAGAACAGAGAAGGGGUUCAUUUAACCGCAGAGGGAAUUUCGGGUUGCUAGCAUCUGUGCCGAAUGCAGGAAGCGAUGGCGGAUAUCCUAAAGAGAGAGCAGACGGGUGGCUGGAGAUCAAAUUGGGCGAGUUUUUUAACAAGGAAGGCGAAGAUGGGGAAUUGGAGAUGAGUGUUUUGGAGUUGAAAGGUGGUCACUGGAAAGGUGGUCUGGUUGUUCAAGGGAUAGAGAUCAGGCCAAUCAGAGAGUGAAAAUGUUGGUACUUCAUAUCUAUUUUGCAAUGAAAACGUCUGAAUGCGGACAUUCGCAUGAUUACUAGAUAGAGUGAGAGAUCUAUGAGAUGGGAUAGAGCUACCUCUCUUACUAUUAUGUACAUCAGUGGAAAAAGAAAAUUUCCUGUGAGAUUAUAUAUCUGAGCAAAGUAUCAUUAUCUUC
Messenger RNA from Hevea brasiliensis (rubber tree), 1131 nucleotides. Its product is annotated as putative F-box protein PP2-B12. Gene Ontology annotation, molecular function: protein binding. The transcript is spliced from 3 exons. The record is from RefSeq and is a predicted model, not a curated record. The coding region runs from base 75 to 947 and encodes 290 amino acids. NCBI's taxonomy places the organism in Eukaryota, Viridiplantae, Streptophyta, Magnoliopsida, Malpighiales, Euphorbiaceae.